AUCUACAGUUUGAUACCAAAUUUAUUGACAGAAAUUUAUGAAAUAGUAGUUCAAUAAAAUUUUGAAUGCGGGUCAAGAAACAAGAUGACUUGGCUUUUCACCUGUGCCCCGUCCCGAAAGGGUUAAGUAUUAUUUUUUGAUAAAUGUUUUUUUCAAGUGUCUGAUAAUGCUAAAUGUUUAGUUUUUUCUGCUUCGUACGUUAAAAAAUGUAAGGACCACACAGCAGAUUGUUUUUUUUUGUUAUCCCUAAAGCUUUUAUUUUUUACACUGGAACUAAACAAGUAGUAUUAUUUAAAAACAUGUACAUUAAUUUAUAGGUGAGUCUUAACAUAAAGAUUUGCUCCAUUUUUUUUUUUAUUCCUACAAACGAGAUGCAGAUACAACAAAUGUAUGAAUGUAUAUUUUUUUUUCCAUAUUAUUUUUAAAGCAUUUCCUCAAAGGAAAAAAAAAGUGACUGGAUGUACAAUAAAUGCAAAUGUUGUGUACAUGUAGAUAUUUUUAUAAAUUUUAAAGCUGCUUUUCUCUUGCAUAAGAUUUACAUUCUUUAAAUUUUGUUCAUGUGAUUUUUUUGUUUUCAUGGUUCUUAAAACUUUUGUUUUUCCUACAGAAUGAAUGCUUGUAGAAUAAAUGUUGGCUUUUAAAUAUUUUCAAAGCUUUUCCCUACAGAGGGCAUAUAAGUACAGUAAAUAUUCUAUUCUUAUAUAGUGUCUUUUACAUGAUUUUAAAAGCUACUGGAGGUGUGUAUGCACCACAACCCAUGUACCAGACUGCUCCUAUGAUGGGAGGAUUUCCACCUGGUGGAGUUUUGGGUACACCUAAUAGAAUGAUAGGAAUUCCACUUCAGAGUAAUUGUGUACCACAGGCUGUGCCUUCAACUAACCCUUUUGGCCCCUGGGGGAUUGGUCCACCAGGUGGAGCUGUCUUGGAUAGAAGCCUUUCUAACCCUGGCCAAGGAACACCUAGACUUGGCCAGAUUCAAAACCAAAUGGCAUCACUGCAAUUGCAAGGCCAGUCUUGGAAUAUGAUGGGUAACAUUCAAAACCAAAAUCCACAUGCAGAGCAUAUAAAUUUGGGUUCCCUGAGCUUAGGUGCUCCCCAACCAGCUCCAGGAACUUUUUUUCAAGCUCCAACUUUAUCUUCCAGUCUAUGGCGUUAAAGUUUUCCAGCUAAGUCAACAGGAGUGACCUCUGGUGUUUUAGUUGACCAGUCAUCUAGCCAGAACAUACCACUUCAUGUUUGUUCUCUUAUCUAGGAGCUCCAUUUCUUUAGCAACAUUCAAAUAACUGUAAAAGAAAACUAUGGAGUGAAACAAGUGUCCAAGUACAUACUUAUCAAUCUGAUUCUUAGCAGUAUUAUAACUGUUUUUCACUAUUUAAAAUCAUAACACUGUUCUAAAAUGGAGUAUGUGCAAUUGAAGAACAAAACUACACGUUUGUGUGAGUUAAGUCAUGAGUGUGUUUUAUUCUUUAAAUCUACACAUCCAAUUUUCAUCCAUUUGAUGUCAAUGUCAAAUUCAUUAAGCUUUUAUAUUACUGUUUUACUUCCAAGUUCCUUCUGAAGAUAGUUAUUUAACAAAACCAGAGCAGUUGUGAAGUAUGACCAGUUAAAUAUUCUCUUGACACAGGCUUGAUCCUUUUGAUUGACCUUGUAACCACCAAGCAAUCAUGAAAGUAUCCAUACUCUUUUUUUACUCUCUUGCUACGGGCUUGGUCAGUUCGACAGAGUUUAUGACCUUUUGAACCGUGUCUAACUAAUAAUUUUACUACAUGAGCUUUAAACCGCUUGACAGCUGUUCACGAGCAUACAUUGUGAAGAAUUUAUAUUUUUUUCAUUAUCUUACUGAAUCUAACCUAAUACGUUUCACUUAAUUCUAUAAUAAUAAAUAAAGAAACACAUGACAAACAAAAAGUGUAGAACUUACCUGGGUUGUCUUUUUUUUUGUUGUUGCUGUCGAAUGUCAAUGAAACUUAAGCCUACUUUUUAUACUACACUAAAUAAUUUCUUAUUUAAGUAAGUAAUGCACUUAAGAACACAGAAUAACAACACUUAAAAAGCAAACCAUGUCCUGUAACUGUCAUAAUUUUUCUGGCUUCCUGACUAUGAGAUAAGAGCCUUUAACAAUUUAGCUAAGCUAAUUGAUGUGAUUCGUAUGAGAAAAGAUUUGAAACUGAAUGACGAAAUAGAAAAUUCCCUUUAUAGAAAACAACAUAAUUUGAUAGAAUAAUACUUUGGCUUUUUAUUGGUUAUAAAUAAUACAGUACUAAACGUCAGAGAGAAGUAUUGGCAAAUUGAGAAAGAGAGGAUGCGAAAGGUGGGUGUGACAAAUGGGCUUGGUUUUCUAGUAUAUGGUUCUGUAACCAAAUAAGAUCAAAGGCUCUAAAAAGUAUGGUUUGCCUUAGUAAUAACUAUAUUAUAAUGAGUAACUUACAUUAAACUGUGUAUUUCUCGAAGGGUCGGUAAAUAAAUUGGAGAGAAAACCUAGAGAACAAAUGUCACAAUUCUUAUACAAGGGGAGGUUGAAGAUUUUUAAAAAUUAUUUCCUGAUACAAUUAAGAGCUUAAAACUUAUUUAAUAACUAGGUUUUGAUUCCAAGUUUAUUCGUAUACAUUGAUAAUAAAGUAGUUUAAUAAAUUUUGAAUGUGAUUCUCUUAAAAAAGCAUGACAUCCACAUUUUGACCUGUCAAUAACUAAAGCGUUAAUGUGAUAUAUGUAUCUUAACAAAAUUUAUAAAACGUUUAGUAAACAUUAAGUCUUUUGUACACAAAGUAUCAGAUUUUUUAAUUAAGUAUUUUUCUAAAGGUUCAUCUAUGAAUAUAGGGAGUAAAAGUCUUGACCAGUCCAAGCGCAAGGUGAUAUAUAUUUUGUUUUUUAUCUUACCUCUAAAACAUCCUAAAUGCAUAUCAAGUUGUUUUUCAUUAAGCUAUAUUUCCUCUGUCCCAACUUGUAAUCACCACAAAAAAAUACAAAAUAUAUCUAAGUAACCCUUUGUUUCUUCUAGAAUGACUGCAGAUUGCAAGAGAAAAUUACAAUUAUUUAUCCUAAAUAGCUUAACAUUUGUAACAGUUUACAUCUGUUUUUAAUUUAAUUUUAUUCUCUGUGUCUAACUAAUAAUCCCUUGAUACAAGCUGUAAAUCAUAUCAAAUGCUUUUAUGCACGAGCUACUCUCGGGCAUAUCUCGUGGAGAAAUGUUUCUAUCAUCACUGUUUAUUAACUAACCUAAUUAAUUUCCAAAUUUUUACAUUACAAUUACUUUUAUAAGAAAUUUUGUACUUACUUUUGGCCUCAUUUUUUUUGUUGUCGGCCCAAUGAUGAUACGUAAGCCUACUUUGUUUUUGUAAUGAUAACAGUACAUUAAAUGAUUUGUUAUUUGAAAUAUGCACGUCAGAGGACAAUAAAAUAACACCUAUAAAACAAACAAUGUCCUGUAACUAUUAUAAUUUAACUGGUUUCUAACUAAGGUGUAAAGUGCCUUAAAAUAAUUUACCUUAGCUACUCAAUCAGAACUUGGUGAUAGCAACUUUCAGUCAGUAUCUGAAUUAACUGAAAACAAAGUAGCAUUAUUCAGCAAAUUGAAAAUUUGUCUUUUUAUUGGUUAUAAAUGAUAUAAUAGCAGAGAAAAUAUUUGGCAAUUUACGAGAGAGGAUACUAUAGGUUGGGCAUGGCAAAUGGAUCCAACUUUCCAGUUUAUAUCUCAAUAAACAAAAAAGAUUGAAGUCUUAUGUCUUAGUAAUAUCUAUACUAUAAUGAGUAAUUUACAUUAAACUCGGGAUAUGAAAGAGGAGUGACAAAAAAAAUAGAUGAUGUUUCAAGUCAUAGUAAACAAAUGUCACAACACAUUUACAAGAGGAGAUUGAGAAUUUAUUUAAAUAUCUCCUUCUGAAAGUAACACUUGUACAACAUUAAAAUUUGAUUAAUUAACCGUAUUUUGAUGCCAGAUUUAUUUUUGUACGUUGAUAAUAAAAUAGUUUAAUUAAAUUUUGAAUGCAACUCUGUAAAAAGUUGAAACAUGCACUUUGACCUCCCCAUAGCAAGAGGGUUAAUAAACUUCACAACAUAAAUCUAUGUACAAACUUGAUACAGUAAUAAACUUAAGCUAAAGUUAUUUUACUGAAGACUCUUGAGAACUGGUCAGAAUUGAAAUAGGCAUUAAAAACAAAGUCAGAAUGAUAAAUAUAUUGAAAAUUAACCAUCGAAAGAACAUCAUACCAGAAUUUGAUAUCUCCAAGUUUUAUUCAUUGUACCAUAUACGAGAUGCUAAGCUAAAACAAAGAAAGGCUCAUUUCAAAUACAUAAUCCAUGAUUAUUAUACAGAAAGACAGUCUGAUUUUUAUUUAAUAAUACUAACAGUUAACAUAGCCAACUGUUGAGUCACUCUCAGAACUUAUGUUAAAUCAGCCAUGUGGUUCUGUAUGUUUCACUUACAAAAUCAUUGAUGUAAAUAAAUAUUGUCUGUGAAAUUGUGUACACACCUUAAAAAUGAAUCGAAAAUGUGUCAUAUUGUUAAGUAUCAUUAACUUGAAAUAUUUACUGGUAAUUAUUUCCAUAGAUCUUCUUUGAUUAUGUUGCAUGAUCCUUAACUUCCAGUAUCUGCUGAUUAUUUUGACAAGUUUGUGGCAAAUAUGUAAAUGAAUAAUCAUGUUUUGUAUCAGUAAGUAUUGGAUUUAUCAAAAAGUUUUUCUUCAAAAUAUUAUAAUGAAAGUACAAUUGUAAAUUACUUUCACAAAAUUUUGUUUGUUGACUUUACAUUUUGUUCACUUACACUGAUCUUCUGCACUCUUUAACAAACAUUUCUGGACAGAAAAUUUUCAUAUGCUCUUAAAGGCUGCAUCACAACUAUUAUUUUGUUCAUAAUUUUAAGACUAAAGUUUUUGUAUAAAUAAUUUCAACUGACAAGAGAGAGGGUUGCCUUCUACUGUCAUCAUGUGAAUUCAAUGUGCCUCAUCUCCCAGCCAACCAGACAUCUGGUUCAAUGUUUUUUGUAAAUUAGGGACUUCACCUCUCUACCUAUCAUAUAAACAUGUAGUCCUUUCAGUUCUUCCUACUCAACCAGGAAGCUAGUCUAUUCUUUAUCUUCCAAGUUCUUUAUUAAUGUUGCACCCACAGUCAAAAUAUUGAAAGUGUGUGUUCUGUUUUGUAUUUUAGGGCUGGGCCUAUUUUCAGUGUUUAGCUAUACUCUGAUGGUGUUCUGUGUAAGUUGGAAGAUAAAACCUUCAUGUUUUAUUUACUACACAUACAUGAAUAUAAACGUACUAAUGCUCAGAGAAAUGGUUGGUAUAUGAUGAUAAGUAAACAAACUUUGUUGUUACUGGUGUUAAACAAUCAUCCUUGUUUGAAUGUACUUUGAAGUACAUAGAUGUGUAAAUGUGUGUGAUAGAUUUUUUACCAUCUUCAUUAGGUAAUAGUAAGUGUAUUGUAACAAGCCAUAGGGAUCUCCUGAUCAUGUUUCUAAGGUUAAAUCAACUUUGUGACGCUUUGUUAUACUAUUGCAUUUAGUUUGUUUCCAGGUGGUGUAUCGAAAUUUUCAUUUCAGAGAUUUGGUUAAUGUAUAAAGAUGUUGUAUUGGUUUUCAAAUCUUUGUUUUUCUUGUUUGUUAAUGAACUAAAUAUAGAAAACAUUUUUAUAACAGUAGUUUAUAAUAAGUUGAAAGUGUAUUUACAAAAGAACCAAUGUUAAUUCUAUACAAGUCUAAUCUAAUUUAGUCUGUUGCUGUAACAUUAAAAAUUCGUAUCUCAUGUCAACUGUGUUCCUUGUUAUAACUUUAAUGUUUAUUAUUUUCACUUAGAAAGAAACUCACUUAACUUUAAAAAGAUGCACAAGUUUAAGAUGUCACCUUUGUAUUGACUGUAGCCUACUCAUGUUUGGCUUGAAGGUGAUUUUAACAUUCCUGCUAUGUUUCAAAGCAUUUUCUUUAGGUAUUGAUAACACUGGGUAUGUUGCAUAUAAUUUAUUUUGUACAGGGUAACGUCAAGUAGGUAUUUUGGAAAUAAAGUUGUCUUUACUUCUA
Molecule: messenger RNA, 6004 nt
Organism: Limulus polyphemus (Atlantic horseshoe crab)
Lineage: Eukaryota; Metazoa; Arthropoda; Merostomata; Xiphosura; Limulidae
Exons: 4
Coding region: 716-1156 (146 amino acids)
Source: RefSeq, a predicted model, not a curated record